AUGAGUGCUUCAAGUCUGUGCCUUUAUCGUCCUCUCAUCACUGCACUCUUCUUUUCCAGACGCCGCUUAAUUAGCAGUUCCCUAUCAUCAAGUAGCCCUUUAGUCCGUGUUUGGUCUUGCUCUUCCUCUCAUUCCAUCAAUGGCCCAACUCCACCACCAGCUAUUGUGGAAAAAAUGGAGGAGCAGACCAUUGGCGUGGCUAAAGUCGAUACCUUGAAGCAGAAAAUGGAGCUUCUUGGGAUUCUUUGUAAUGAUUCUUGUGUGCCUGGACGCUAUACUAAUCUACUGUGUCCCAAGUGCAACGGUGGACCGUCAAUGGAGAGGAGCUUGUCUGUUCACAUUGUCCAAAAGGGGGAUUUGGCAAUGUGGAGGUGUUUUCGAACUGAUUGUAGUUGGGGUGACCAGGUAUUCAUAGAUGGCAGGGCAGCGCAUAAUGAGGUCAAGAAGAUGGUCCAAUUCUCUGGACAAAUGACAGAGGAGAGCCUCAGGUUAGAAGCACCAGGGGAAAAGGUAACUGCAUACUUCAGUGAGCGAAUGAUAUCUGAUGAAACUCUGCGGAGAAAUGCUGUAAUGCAACGUUCUGGUGAUAAGGAUAUCAUUGCAUUUACUUAUAAACGUAAUGGACUGCUUGUUGGCUGCAAGUUCCGAAGCAUAGAAAAAAGAUACUGGAAGGAGAAGGGUUCCGAGAAAACACUAUAUGGAAUUGAUGACAUAAAUGAUGCAGCUGAAAUUAUCAUUGUUGAAGGGGAAAUAGACAAGCUUUCAGUGGAGGAAGCUGGCUUCUGCAAUUGUGUGAGUGUCCCUGAUGGUGCGCCAGGAAAGAGUUCUAAUAAAUUGCCACCUGUGGAAAAGGACACUAGAUAUCAGUAUCUGCGGAGUUGCAAACAGCAUUUGGAUAAGGUUUCUCGGAUUAUCCUGGCAACUGACAAUGAUAAACCAGGACAAGCUUUGGCCAGAGAUAUAGCACUCCGCCUUGGGACGCACAGAUGUUGGCAAGUAAGUUGGCCAAAGAAAGAUGAGUCCAGCUAUUACAAAGAUGCUAAUGAGGUUCUAAGGCAUAUGGGACCUGAUGCUUUGAGAAAGGUGAUUGAAAAUGCCAAACCGUAUCAGUUAUGCAUCUCAGACCAAGUAGUAAGUUCAGACAAGCAUAAGCCAGAAAGAAUACCAGCUUCUUAG
Molecule: messenger RNA, 1176 nt
Organism: Prunus armeniaca (apricot)
Lineage: Eukaryota; Viridiplantae; Streptophyta; Magnoliopsida; Rosales; Rosaceae
Source: the annotation of a GenBank genome assembly